CUCUCCAAAAUCCUUUUUGUAUGAUUUAUUUUAUUUAUUAAAGUGAAAAAAGCUGAGACGAAAGUGGCGAUCAUUGGAUAACCGCCUCUUCUCUCUCUCUCUCUCUCUUCUGAGAAAAAGAAAAAGAAAGGGAAAACAAAUUCUGCAGAGUAUAAAAGCCACGUGAUUCGUUCUACGUUUGACUCAUCAUCACAGAUCAUUCCUUUCUUUUAAUUAGGGGUUAUUUGGGGUAAGCAGCAGCUCUAAGAAGCACCACCACCACCGCAUUUGAUUUUGACCUGAAUCUAAUCUAAUCUAAUCGGAUCAUUCGCUUAUUUGAUUCUUCUCCCGAAACGAAACGAAACGAAACGACACCCAGAUUCACCUUUUGAUUCGUAGGCUCUCAAGGUUUUGUACGCUGAACUAGAUACCGGAAGCCCAAAGGAACCAUAUGCUAUGGGGUCUGAGAAGCAUUCUGCUCGUUUGUUGAACACCCUCAAAAUGGAGAGGGUCAGGACGAUUCUAACCCACACUUACCCUUACCCCCAUGAGCAUUCACGUCAUGCUAUCAUUGCUGUCUUUCUCGGUUGUUUAUUCUUUAUUUCCUCGGAUAACAUGCACACCCUCAUUGAAAAGUUUUCAGUCAAGUGGUGGUUAAUGUAUGCCUGCUUGCUCGGAUUCUUCUACUUCUUUUCUUCUCCUUUUAUUGGCAAGACUAUCAGACCAAACUAUUCAAACUUCAGUCGAUGGUACAUUGCCUGGAUUUUAGUUGCAGCUUUGUAUCACCUUCCUAAUUUUCAGUCAAUGGGCUUGGAUUUGAGGAUGAAUUUGUCCUUAUUUUUGACGAUUUAUAUAUCAUCAAUAGUCUUCCUUGUUGUCUUCCACAUCAUUUUUCUUGCCCUCUGGUAUGUUGGUCUUGUUUCUCGCGUGGCUGGUAGACGCCCAGAGAUCUUAACCAUUCUUCAAAACUGCACCGUUCUUAGCAUGGCUUGCUGUAUCUUUUACAGCCAUUGUGGUAACCGAGCUAUUCUUAGGGACAAAACUCCUGGAAGACAGCAUCAUUCUAGCUUGUUUUCCUUCUGGAAAAGAGAACAUCGGAACAAUACCUGGAUUGCACAAUUCAUUCGUAUGAAUGAGCUGAAAGACCAAGUGUGCUCGUCAUGGUUUGCGCCAGUUGGAUCCGCUAGUGAUUAUCCACUGUUGUCCAAAUGGUUCAUUUACGGAGAGAUUGCGUGUAAUGGAUCUUGUCCUGAUUCAUCUAGCGAAAUUUCUCCCAUAUACUCGUUGUGGGCCACAUUUAUUGGUCUUUACAUUGCCAAUUAUGUAGUGGAGAGAUCAACAGGGUGGGCUCUGACACACCCUCUUUCAGUCGAGAAAUGUGAGAAGUUGAAGAAGGAACAAAUGAAACCAAAUUUCUUAGAUAUGGUUCCUUGGUAUUCAGGAACAUCGGCUGAUUUGUUUAAAACAGUGUUUGACCUCCUCGUAUCAGUGACGGUAUUUGUUGGCCGCUUUGACAUGCGGAUGCUGCAGGCUGCAAUGACCAAAUCUUGUGAUGAAACCAAGAGGGAAGAACUUUUAUAUGACCACCUUGCUAACAAGGAAGACUUUUGGUUUGAUUUCAUGGCGGAUACUGGUGAUGGUGGGAAUUCAUCAUAUGCUGUUGCCAAACUUCUUGCUCAGCCUAACCUCGAAGUUGUAGUGGAUGAUGAAUAUCGACCUUUACCUCGGGGUGAUGUACUGCUUAUUGGAGGAGAUCUUGCAUACCCCAACCCAUCAGCGUUUACAUAUGAGAAGCGUCUCUUUUGUCCUUUUGAGUAUGCGCUCCAGCCUCCCCAUUGGUAUAAAAAUGACUCUAUUGCUGUUGACAAACCUGAAUUACCUGAGGGAGUGAAAGAACUAAAGGAUUAUGAUGGUCCUCAAUGUUUUCUCAUCCCUGGAAACCACGACUGGUUUGACGGACUCAAUACGUUCAUGAGGUAUAUCUGCCAUAAGAGUUGGUUAGGUGGCUGGUUUAUGCCCCAGAAGAAAAGCUAUUUUGCCCUGCAGCUACCUGAGGGAUGGUGGGUGUUUGGUUUGGAUCUUGCUCUUCAUGGUGAUAUUGAUGUCGACCAGUUUAAAUUUUUCUCUGAAUUGGCCAAGGAGAAGGUUAAGGAGGAUGAUGCAGUGAUCAUUAUAACGCAUGAACCCAGCUGGCUUCUUGAUUGGUAUUGGAGCAGCGAUACAGGGAAGAACGUGAGGCAUCUGAUCUGCGACGUUUUGAAACACAGGUGUAAACUUAGAAUGGCAGGGGACUUGCAUCACUAUAUGCGACAUUCAUGUGCUCAGUCAGAUGGACCUGCCCACGUCCAACAUCUUCUUGUAAAUGGCUGUGGAGGAGCUUUUCUGCAUCCCACCCAUGUUUUCAGCAAAUUUUCCAAGUUCUAUGGGUCUUCGUAUGUCAGCAAGGCUGCCUACCCUUCUUUUCAUGAUUCAAGCAAGAUAGCUUUGGGAAAUAUUUUGAAGUUCAGGAAAAAGAACUGGCAGUUUGAUAUCAUUGGUGGCAUUAUAUACUUCAUCUUGGUCUUUUCAUUGUUCCCUCAGUGUAAGCUAGCCCACAUCUUACGAGGUGAUUCGUUUUCUGGUCACCUGGAGAGUUUCUUAGGCACAGUUUGGAGCGCCUUUGUGUAUGUGAUGGAACAGUCUUACGUGUCUUUUACGGGUGUACUGGUUUUGCUGAUCUCUGCAAUCAUAUUCGUCCCUUCAAAAUUAUCUCGGAAGCGAAGGGUGAUGAUUGGAGUUCUUCAUGUUGCUGCUCACCUGAUGGCAGCUCUGAUUCUCAUGUUGAUGUUGGAACUAGGCAUAGAAAUCUGUGUUCAGCACAACCUCCUUGCGAAUUCUGGGUAUCAUACAUUGUAUCAGUGGUACAAAUCAGUAGAAAGCGAGCAUUUCCCGGACCCUACUGGCCUUCGAGUCCGUAUCGAACAAUGGACGUUUGGCCUUUAUCCCGCAUGCAUCAAGUAUCUUAUGUCAGCAUUUGAUGUUCCUGAGGUGAUGGCGGUUACCCGGAACAACAUUUGUAAAGAAGGAAUGGAAUCUCUCUCUCGAAGCGGAGCUGUUAUUUAUUAUGCUUCUGUCUUCCUUUACUUCUGGGUCUUUUCAACACCUGUGGUGUCUUUGGUGUUUGGAAGCUACUUGUAUAUCUGCAUCAACUGGCUCCACAUUCACUUCGAUGAAGCUUUCUCUUCACUCCGCAUUGCUAAUUACAAAUCUUUCACUCGUUUCCACAUCAAAAAGAAUAAAGACAUUGAAGUGUUCACUCUAGCCGUUGAUAAGGUGCCAAAAGACUGGACGCUGGACAAAGAUUGGGAUGCAGAGCCGAAACAGAGUGGGGUGAUGAGCCAUAAGAGAAAGUUUCCAAGCAAAUGGUGUGCAUCAUCAGCGCAACAAGACCCUGUUGCUGCCGUGAAAGUUGUGGAUCAUUUCGUUAUUUAUAGAUCACAGAAUCAAAACGGAGAGUGUUAGGUAUGGAUCAAUACUCCACUGGUCUGGAUCAAUAUUCCACUGAUCCUUGACUAUUGUUUCCCUACCAUUUUGUAUAAAUUUAGUAUUGUAAUGUAUGUAGUAGUCGCUCUGCUUCUUGUUUGCGUUGCAUAGUAAAAUCAGUUGGCCAAUAUAUAUAAAGGAAUAUGAUUUAUUGUU
Molecule: messenger RNA, 3657 nt
Organism: Brassica rapa (field mustard)
Lineage: Eukaryota; Viridiplantae; Streptophyta; Magnoliopsida; Brassicales; Brassicaceae
Molecular function (GO): hydrolase activity
Source: RefSeq, a predicted model, not a curated record